Molecule: messenger RNA, 1811 nt
Organism: Staurois parvus
Lineage: Eukaryota; Metazoa; Chordata; Amphibia; Anura; Ranidae
Source: the annotation of a GenBank genome assembly
GUGGCUGGAUUUGAAGGAACAAACUGUGAAAUAAACAUAGACGAAUGCCAGUCUCACCCGUGUCAGAACGGAGGAUCCUGUAUUGACCUGAUUGGUCGUUACAUCUGCUCCUGUCCGCCAGGGACCCUUGGGGUGCUGUGUGAGAUUAAUGAAGAUGACUGUUCCACUCUCACCACUUCUGGCCAGCCCAAAUGUUUGAACAACGGGACUUGUGUGGAUAAAGUUGGGGGCUACCGCUGCAACUGCCCUCCAGGUUACACUGGCGAGAGGUGUGAGGGCGACAUCAAUGAGUGCCUGUCUGGGCCUUGUGUGACACACAACACCCGCGACUGCAUCCAGAUGGCCAAUGAUUAUCAAUGUAUAUGCAAGAAUGGCUAUACAGGACGCCGUUGCCAGAGUGUGGUGAACACAUGUGAGUCUCGGCCUUGUCAAAAUGGAGGUGUUUGCCGUGUGACCGUUAACACCCCUCUGGGGUACACCUGUCGCUGCCCUGCUGGUUUCACUGGACCAUCCUGUGAGCGACCUCUAAAUUCCUGUCGAGACUUUGAUUGUCCAUCUGGAUCUUCCUGCAUCCCUUCACCUCUAGGCCCUCGUUGUGUCUGCCCUCCAGGGGUUGUCUGCCGUACCCUCCUAAAUGGCACCUUUAAUCCACAAUCUCCCCGUCAUUCAGCCUGCUCCCCCUCACCUUGCCAAAACGGAGCUCGGUGUGCCACUACUGACAAAUUCCCUUACUUCACCUGCCACUGCCCUCCAGACUUUAUUGGACCACGGUGUGAUAUAAAGGCCCCGAUUGAAGACAUACCAGCACCAGAAUGUAGCCCACCACAGUGCCCCAACAAGAUGGGAGAUGGCCGGUGUGACCGGGAGUGCAAUUCUCCAGAAUGUCACUGGGAUGGUGGAGAUUGCGCUCUGUCCGUGGAUGACCCGUGGAAGAAUUGUCCCUGGCAAAACUGCCAGCUCCUGUUCAAUAAUUCCAAAUGUGAUUUACAAUGUGCCUCAGCUGAGUGUCUGUAUGACAACUUUGACUGCCGGGAGAAGACUGAACACAGCUGCAACCCUGUCUACGAACAGUACUGUAUGGACCACUAUGGAGAUGGUCGGUGCGACCAGGGAUGUAACGCGGAGGAAUGUGGCUGGGAUGGUCUUGACUGUGCCGGAGGCCGGGAUGGAGAGCAGCUGGCAGAGGGAGUGCUGGUUAUUGUGGUUCUGCUUCCUCCUGAGCAGCUGUUAAAGGAAAGCAAAGCAUUCUUGCUGAGACUCAGCGUCAUUCUGCGCACCUCUCUCCGCUUCCGCGUGGAUAAAGAUGGCCAGUACAUGAUUAAACCAUACAGGAGAAGCCAGGCAGCAGAGCGGAGGGUGAAGAGAGAGAGAGCUGGAUGGUGACAUCAUCAUAGGGUCUGAGGUGCUGUUGGAAAUUGACAAUCGGCUAUGUAAAAAAACAGGUUGACAAAGAGACCUCUGAAUGCUUCCCAGAUGCAAAAAAUGCUGCUGAUUACCUGGCUGCGCUGAGUGCUGUGGACAGGCUGCAUUUCCCUUACCCAAUUAAAUCCGUGCGCAGUGAUAAGAUUGAAGAACCUCCCCAGUCAUUGCAUCUUCUUCCACUAGUGGGCGUAGCUGGGCUGUUGGUCUUGAUCGUGAUAGUGCUGAGUGUGCUGGUAUCUCGUAGGAAGCGAGCCCACAGCACCUUAUGGUUCCCAGAAGGAUUUAUAUUGAAAAAGGAGAGAGACAGACGUGAGCCUGUGGGACAGGAUGCUCUUGGACUUAAGAACAUCGCCAAAGCAGAACGUCUUAUGGAAGAUCCUUCUGAAGAC